Dendronephthya gigantea is the source of this 1899-nucleotide messenger RNA. RefSeq names its product putative ankyrin repeat protein RF_0381. NCBI's taxonomy places the organism in Eukaryota, Metazoa, Cnidaria, Anthozoa, Malacalcyonacea, Nephtheidae. Gene Ontology annotation, molecular function: protein binding. Bases 1 to 1899 code for a protein of 632 amino acids. The transcript has 5 exons. The record is from RefSeq and is a predicted model, not a curated record.
AUGGCGGAUUCGAUAGAUAUGAAGAGAAUGAGCGAAUCCAAGCAAGAUGAUAAUGAUAAUGAUGUGAUGCCUCAGCAGGACGGCGCCAUGAAAAAAACUCGUUGUUUAGAGUCUUCGGGAAAACCAGAUCAUAUCUCUACGUUGGAAAAUAAAGAAUCCAAGGAUGUUAACAAUGAACAGAAAGUAGUUAAAGAGGAGCUCCAAGGACGAAACACUCAAAACGAAGAAUGUUAUAACGUCAAUCCAGUUGAUAAAGAAAUUUUCAUGUAUUCAAUUGACCACGGAGCAGACGUUUACUUCAAGCACGAGGAUGGUGGAACAGUUUUAUGGAUUGGAACGAGAAAUGGUUUAGUCGAUCUUGUUAAAUAUUUUGUUCACAAUGGUCCAGAACAAAAUUUCCACGCAGAUAGUGUCGCUCUGAAAAGUGCAAUACAGUCUCGAUCGUUAGAAAUUGUGAAAUAUUUUGUUGAAGAUUGUGGUGCUGACAUAAAUAUUAAAGAUGAGUCGGACAAAACUGCUUUACAUCAUGCUGUUGAUGAUGGUGUAACAGACAUUGUCAGAUAUUUAGUUGAAAAAUGUGGUGCUGAUGUGAAUGGAAAUGAUACUGGCGGGUGGGCAGUGUUUCACGCUGCUAUUUCAAAAGGUACGCUAGGAAGCGCGGAAUAUCUUGUCGAAAAAGGAGCUGAUAUAAAUGCAACAAAUCAUAGUGGUUGGACAGCGCUACACAGUGCUGUUACUGAAGACACGCUAGAAAUGGGCGCUAAGGUAAAUGGCGAGGAUACUGGCGGGUGGACAGUGCUGCACUCUGCUGUUACUGAAAGUACACUAGAAAUGAUAAUAUAUCUUAGUGAAAAUGGCGCUAAUGUAAAUGGCAAGGACACUGAAGGGGUGACAGUGCUGCACAAGGCUGUUUCUAAAGGCACUCUAGAAAUAGUGAAACAUCUUUUUAAAAAAGAAAGAAACGGUGCUGAUAUAAAUGGCAAGAACGCCGGCGGAGUGACGGUCCUGCACACAGGUGUUACUAAAGGUGCGCUAGAGAAGGUAAAAUAUCUUCUUGAAAAAGGCGCUAACGUGAAUAGCAAGGAUCUUGAUGGGUGGACAUUGCUGCACACUGCUUUCUUUAAAGGUACUGUAGAGAUGGUAAAAUAUCUUGUUGAAAAGGGCGCUGAUAUAAAUGGCAAAAACAAUUCUGGGGUGACAGUGCUGCACACUGCUGUGCUGCACACUGCUGUUACUGUGGGAAAGCUUGAAAUGGCAGAAUAUCUUGUUGAAAAUGGCGCUGAUGUUAAUGAGAAAAAUACAAAUGGGUGGACUGUGAUGCACUCUGCUGCUACAGAAGGUACGCUGGAAAUAGUAAAAUAUCUUGUUGAAAAUGGUGCAAAUGUAGAUGGCAAGGAUAUUGAAAGGAAUGUCAAUGGAAAGAAGUCUAACGGGAAGACAGUGCUGCACUCUGCUGUGACUAAAGGUGCGAUGGAAAUUGUGAGAUAUCUGGUUGAGCACGGUGCUGAUGUGAAUGGUAAAGAUGCUGAUGAAUCGUCAGUAUUGCACAUUGCUGUGGAUAGUGGUACAUUGGAAAUUGUCCAGUAUUUAGAUGAGCAGGGUUCUGACGUAACUCUUGAAAGUAAAAAGAACUUUCAUUCUCUUGGUAUUGACAUCCUGGAGAUGGCUAUUGUGAACAAUUCAGUUGUCUUGGUCAAUUUUUUGUUGGAAAAGGAUAUUGCUGUGUGGAGAAUUGGGACAUUUCUUGUUGAAGGAAGGCAAAUGAGUCUUAUUGAAUGGCGUAUUUAUAUUGGUCAUGUUGAAAUUGCAGUUAUCCUCAAAAGCUCCAUAAAACAUCGUCAGAAAAUUCAAAAUGUUAAAAACAUUCAAUUGCAACCAGUUAGAGAAGGUAAUUAUUAG